GCAAUCAAUGCGGACUAUUACAUAACAACAUGGCAGCUAGGUGGAAGAGUUUAUCGUGGAUGGUUAAAAGUUUUUAUUCCUUAAAUAGGACUCUUUCGUUGUACCAUUCACAAAACUCAUCCUUGGUGAGAUACAAUUACAAUGAUUUAUAUACGCAAUUGAAGAGAAACUACAAAUACAUUCUAGACGAGAAAUUGGCCGCUAAAAUUGCAAAAAGGCUUGAACCUUUACGAGACGAAUCAAUAGUUGUAACAAAUCCUGGGACGGGAGUUCUUGUGAAAGCAUUAUUGAAAGCCGGAGCGAGUCAUGUUAUUGGACUUGAACCGGAGAGGAAAUUCCAUCUGUCGUUAACAGACCUCAAAUCGGAACUUCCAGAAGGGGAAAGAUUUGAAAUCCUUCAUGGUGAUUUCAGUAAAAUCGACCCUCAUCUAAUGAAGAAAGAUGUCUGCAUCCCUCCAGCUAUUUCAUCCGAGGAUGUGCUUCGAUCGGUUAAACCCCAGCCGUGGGAAUCCGAUCAUUUAGCAGCGAGAUUUAUUGGUAUCGAGGCUGCUGUUAACCCUGACGUUGUGCACCGAAAUUUGUUAAGGCAUCUUGGGGCAAUAGCAGCAAAGAACGGCAUCUUCCACAAAGGAAGGAGUGAACUGGCUUUUUUCUUUGCAGAGGAUCGAGCGCAUAAAAUCACUGCUCAGUUUGGGAGUAAAUAUUACAACAGACAGUCAAUCAUGUUGGAAAUGUUUUGCGAUGUAAAUAUUUUACUCCGAGAACCCUGUUCAAUGUUUUAUCCUGUUCAAAGAAAAGAAAAAGAUAGUUUUCUGACAUUGGUGAGUAUUAUACCUAAAAAAAAACCAAGUGUGGACAUAGCAAGGGAAGAUCUGGAAUAUUUAAACUACUUCAUCAGACUUCUUUUGGUUAAACCAAAAAGCAAAGUGUUAGAUGUAAUGGAAACUAUUAGCCCAGGAAGCCAUACGAUUUUUGAUGAGCUAGAGUUUGCAGAUGAUCUUACAGUAAGAGACCUUUGUACUGAGCAGAUCAGUCAGCUAGCUAGUGCUUUUUUCCACUGGAGAGGAAGAUCACUGAAUUUUUUCUAUGAUGUAGGAAGUCAUGAAGUAAGAACAAAGUAGGAAUUGAGUAACCCCAAGCUCUCUACCUGUAAUUAUCAAUAAACCUCAUUCUGAUUGUUCA
Molecule: messenger RNA, 1182 nt
Organism: Pocillopora damicornis (cauliflower coral)
Lineage: Eukaryota; Metazoa; Cnidaria; Anthozoa; Scleractinia; Pocilloporidae
Product: dimethyladenosine transferase 1, mitochondrial
Biological process (GO): transcription initiation at mitochondrial promoter; rRNA methylation
Cellular component (GO): mitochondrial matrix
Molecular function (GO): rRNA (adenine-N6,N6-)-dimethyltransferase activity; mitochondrial transcription factor activity
Source: RefSeq, a predicted model, not a curated record